AUGACCAGAAUCAAGAGCAUCACCUUACUUUUUAGCUGCGCCAUGCUUCUAUCUGGUGCGCAACCCCUUGCCGCCACACCGAAAUAUUUCAUUACAUUCGGAGACUCCUAUUCCCAGACUGGUUUCGACAUCAACGGCACCAAACCGAACGAUGCAAAUCCUCUAGGCAACCCUAACCUUCCAGGAUGGACGACAAGCGGAGGGCUUAACUGGAUCGGAUUUCUUAUUAGCGAGUCAAACGCGAGCACUGUAUAUUCUUACAAUCUAGCGAGCGGUGGUGCCACGACUGACGCGGAGCUGGUCGCUCCCUGGUCCCCCGAAGUUCUCAGUUUCAUCGACCAGACUUCCUUGUUCUCGCAAACUUUGGCCCCGAAGCCUACAUGGGCACCUUGGACCGCAGAAAACACACUUGCUGGCGUUUGGAUGGGUGUUAACGAUGUGGGAAACACUUUUUGGCUGGAGGACAGAGAGGCACUCAUAACCAAGGUGCUGGGACGAUACUUUGAGCAGCUGCAAAUUCUUUAUGAUUCUGGAGUUCGAAACUUUCUUCUCCUAGGUGUUCCUCCAACUGAAAAGUCACCGCUCAUGCUUGAAAAUGGCGCAGAGUCGAACCAGAUGCUUGCCGCCACCAUCGAACAAUACAAUGGCCUUAUCAGCUCAAGCAUGGAAGCAUUCAAGGCCAAGAAUUCCGGCGUAACAUCCUGGAUUGUCGACACGGCUCCGGCUUUCAACGAGGCCAUCGAUAACCCUACCCGCUACGGGGCGCCGAACGCCACUUGCUUCAAUGAAGAUGGCACGAGCUGCCUUUGGUUCAAUAACUACCACCCUAGUAUUGCAAUUCACAAGCUUGUGGCGGCCGAGGUUGCUGAGGCGGUUGGCUUGCCUUGGUUCUCAUGA
Molecule: messenger RNA, 897 nt
Organism: Clonostachys rhizophaga
Lineage: Eukaryota; Fungi; Ascomycota; Sordariomycetes; Hypocreales; Bionectriaceae
Source: the annotation of a GenBank genome assembly